This is a messenger RNA of Danaus plexippus (monarch butterfly), 1508 nucleotides long. RefSeq names its product mitochondrial protein C2orf69 homolog. Bases 384 to 1385 code for a protein of 333 amino acids. Lineage: Eukaryota; Metazoa; Arthropoda; Insecta; Lepidoptera; Nymphalidae. The record is from RefSeq and is a predicted model, not a curated record. The transcript has 9 exons. Gene Ontology annotation, cellular component: mitochondrion.
CCAACCCCCGACGCAAAAAGACGAAUGUUUAAGUAUGACCCAAAUGUCUGUGGGCAUUUAUAUUCCUUGUUUAAUUACUUUUAAACCACAGAACAGAUUUCAAUGAUUUUUUACAUGAUUAAGAUUUUAUAUCAGUUAUCGUUAGAUUAAGACUUACGAACCGGGUUCCAGAGCAAAUACUGACGUGAUUGAUGAGAAAAAAAAAAUCGGAAAUAUAAAUACAAGAAUUAAAUAUUUAAUAAAUUGGUGGAGAAUUUGGUUAUGUUAUAAUUGUUUUCGAUAAAAUGAAGACUACUUUGUUUUAUAUGAGCUGAACUGUUCAAUAUGGGUUAUUCAAAUAUUUUUUAAUCGUCUGUAGCAAUGUAUGCCGAGGAGUGAACGCGAUGCUGCCUUUUCGUCUCCGACGCGUUUCCGGGUACGAGGGUCGUGUGAAUGAUGUUAUAUUUCGUCCGGCGAUCAGUGACGCAGCUCGCGGUGCGGAGACGCUGGUCUUCUUUGGAGGAGAUGUCCAGGACUAUCCAGAGGCGAUGCAGGCUCACCGUGAUAACAGACACUACGUGAAGUGGAACCUUGAGAGCACUGCCCGCAUGCUCGGGGAAAGCUUCGUCGACAAACACAUCGUGGUUGUGAGACCUUCGAGGAUAGAGUUCAAGAGCUUCAGUUGUUACGACAACUUUGUUCCAAGUAACAACGCCGGUGUCCCGGACCACACGCCGACACACCACGCCUUGUUACAUCUAGAGAGAUUGCUGAAAAAUGUAAGCAUCAGAAUGAAAACGAUGUCAGAGAGAGAACUCUUGGAUGUGUUGAGGGAUGUGUCGCCGGACAGCAGUGUUGAAGGAUGCCGCACAGCCGUUCCCCGGGAGCCGAGCUCAGCUAGAGAUCCCUUGUGGUGGAGGGAAUCCCUCGCGCUGGACGAGAGUUCCAUCUCGCUGGUGGGGUUCAGUAAGGGUUGUGUGGUGCUCAACCAGAUAAUAUACGAGUUCCAUUACACACAGACGCUCACGCCCGGAGACGAACACAUGAUGAGGUUGUCGGGUCGCAUCUGUGACAUGUACUGGUUGGACGGCGGACACGCUGGUGGUAAGAACACCUGGCUGACGGCGCGCUCGCUGCUGGAGACGAUCGCCACUAGAGGUGUAAAUAUUUACAUCCACGUCAGUCCCUACCAGAUCAAGGACGAGAGUCGUCCGUGGAUCGGCAGAGAGGAGAAGAUCUUCAGCAGUCUGCUCAAGAAACUCGGUGCUAAGGUUCACCGUUACACUCACGAUCCUCCCGGGCCGCAGUCUCUCCACAUGCACUUCUCCGUGCUCGGGAACUUCAAGCAGAUCCAGGACUCGAACCCGGGACCCGGCAGCGACUCCGACGAUGACACAUCCAAUUGAUGAACUAACAUACGUAUAGCUAUCUAAUUACUUGUUUGGCAAAAAUGUUAAAUGUGUUAUUCAAAGAUAAUGUUCAACUUGUUAAAAUUAUACUUUUAAGAAAUAAAUACAUAGUAUAAUUUG